GGAGCAACACUAAUCACCAAAGCACGGAAUCACAGCAUAGUAUAUGCUGUGACGGAAUGCAAUAAAAAUAUGGAAAAUAAGGUUAUCUAAAUGGCAAAUGUAUUGUGUAGAAAUUUGUUCGUAUCAUCUAGGAGAUUAUGGCACGUAAAAGAAUUUUCUUUUUUAACCUCUCCUAUAAAAUCUGUUUUACCUAACAAAUUGGCUUCAAAAAGAAAUCAUCCCAAAUAUGAGUAUGUAAAAUUUUAUUCCCUGUCUGGGGAGGAUAAGGAUAAACAUGAAAAUAGUGGUGUAGUGAAAGAAAAUGUAAAAUUGAGUCUAUUUCAAAAAUUUAAAAUAAUGUAUAGGGAUUACUGGUAUGUCCUCUUACCAGUUCAUGUUGUUACUUCAAUAGGUUGGUUCGGUGGGUUCUACUAUAUGGCUAAAAGUGGAAUCGACAUCGUGGCAAUAUUAGAAUCUUGGAAUGUAAGUGAGAAAGUUGUAAACCCGUUGAAAGAUUCCAGUAUGGGAUAUUUGGCAGUGGCUUACGCUUGUUAUAAAAUUGCAACACCAGCAAGGUAUACUGUGACGUUAGGAGGUACCACUAUUUCUAUAAAUUAUUUGAAAAAAUGGGGAUACAUUAAACCAGUCCCAAGCAAGGAGAGAAUGAAAGAAAUAUAUCUUGAGAAAAAAGGAACACUCACAAAGAGUAUGAAGGAAACUAAGGAAGGAAUAAAAGAAAAGAAAGAUAAUAUAAUUGAAACUCUACAUGAGACUAAAGAGGAAAUUAAAGAGAAAAAAGAUAAUUUGUUGAAAAGCGUUACAAAAACGAAGAGGAAGCUUGAAAACCAAAAAUCUGGAAUCAAGGACAAAUUCUCUAGUAUAAAAGAAAAAUCGACCUGAAGCAUUCAGUAAAUAUUUUCCCAUGUAUAUAUAAAAUUCGUAGAAAGAAGAUUUAUAUUUACACUUCAAAUGGAUUGUAUUAAAGUUGAUUUACUUCACAAUUAAAAUAAUAUUUUGACAUACCCAUAAUAAUAAUGUGAAUUAUUGAUAGAAAAAACAUUUUUAAGAAAUACAUCAAAUAGCAGGAUUCAAUUUCUAUUUAUGAUAAGAAUGUCGGCUCAUCUACUCGAACAAUAACAAUUUUAAAAUAAAUUCACCCUCAGAAAAGUGUUAGGGAACCUAAAAUGAAUAACAUUACACUGCAUUCAUGAAUUC
Leptinotarsa decemlineata (Colorado potato beetle) is the source of this 1194-nucleotide messenger RNA. RefSeq names its product protein FAM210A. Gene Ontology annotation, cellular component: mitochondrion. The record is from RefSeq and is a predicted model, not a curated record. NCBI's taxonomy places the organism in Eukaryota, Metazoa, Arthropoda, Insecta, Coleoptera, Chrysomelidae.